ACGAUCCUUUCUUUCGGUGGGGAGUGUCAAUUAAUAAAUUCAACCAACGAGAAUACUGAAUUACUACGAAUCAAAAUUUUGAGUGGAACUAACUUAAUGAAGAAGGAUAUUUUUGGUGUGAGUGAUCCAUAUGUCCGAAUAUAUCUUUAUAAAAAUGACCAUGUUGUGGAUAAAGCACAAACGAGGACCAUUAAAAAGACUAGAAACCCAAUAUGGAACGAAGAGUUCAUUUUUCGAGUGCUGCGACGUAACUGUUUCCUCUCAAUACAAAUCUUCGAUGAAAAUCGAAUUUUAUUUUCAAAGGAAUUUAUAUUAAUGCCAAAAUUGAUGUUUCUUUCAAUUUUUUUCGAUGUUUUUAUUUGUUUUUUGGUAGAAUGGGAGGAAAGGCAAGAUGCCAAUGGGAGAUCAUUUUAUGUCAACCAUUUAACACGUACUAUUCAGUGGAAUCGCCCUGAUGUCCAUAUUUAUCUUCAAAUAUUUAAGCUACAAAAGCGCUUGAGCCAAAAUUUUUUGAACGGUGGUCGUAAUGAAACUAAUGGUGAUAAUGAUGAUGAUGAUGAUAGUCCUUUGCCAGAAGGAUGGGAUAUUCAAGUUGCACCAAAUGGUCGACUAUUUUUUAUUGAUCAUAUACAUAAAACUACGACUUGGACCGAUCCACGCAGUGGCCGAGUUAGCGAUGAAUUAGGCAGGUUACCAGAUGGAUGGGAAGAACGUGUCCAUGUUGAUGGUCGAAUUUUUUUUAUUGAUCAUAAUACACGACAUACACAGUGGGAGGAUCCUCGUUUUGAGAAUUCAAAAAUGACCGGACCUGCAGUGCCAUAUUCUCGCGAUUAUAAGCGAAAAUAUGAGUAUUUUAGAGUACAUUUAGCUAAAGCUAUUUCUAGCGGAAAAUGUGAAUUUUCUAUUCGUAGGAGCCACGUAUUCGAAGAUUCUUUCAGGCAAAUAAUGGAGGCAACAUCGCAUCAUUUAAAAGCAAAACUAUGGAUUGAAUUUGAUGGAGAAACGGGUUUGGAUUACGGUGGUGUUGCUCGCGAAUGGUUCUAUCUCCUUUCGCACCACAUAUUUAAUCCAUAUUAUGGUCUAUUCGAAUAUUCAGCGACUGAUAAUUAUACUUUGCAAGUGAAUCCUCAUUCCGAGACUUGUAAUCCUGAUCAUCUUUCAUAUUUCUAUUUCAUCGGUCGAGUAAUUGGUAUCGCCUUAUUCCACGGAAAGCUUCUUGACGCAUUUUUUAUCAGACCAUUCUAUAAGAUGAUUUUGGGAAAACCUAUCGCAUUAACUGAUAUGGAGUCUGUAGAUAAUGAAUAUUUUAAUUCGCUUAUCUAUAUUAAAGAAAAUGAUCCAACAGAUUUAGAUUUAUAUUUCGCGGUUGAUGAGGAAAUUUAUGGUCAAACAAAAACUGUGGAACUUCGUAAAGGUGUUAAAGGAAUUCACGAUCUUAUUCCUUCAAAUUUGUUAUCAAUUUUCGAUCCAAAUGAAUUGGAAUUAUUAAUGUGCGGUUUACAAGAUAUCGAUGUAAAAGAUUGGAAAGAUAACACUCUUUAUAAAGGAGGUUAUUCAUCGAAUCAUCCAGUAAUUUAUAAUUUUUGGAAAUGUAUUCUUUUAUUCGACAACGAAAUGCGAGCCCGCAUCUUACAAUUUGUUACUGGCACAUCAAGAGUACCAAUGAAUGGUUUUUGUGAACUCUACGGAUCAAAUGGUCUUCAAAAAUUUACCAUUGAAAAAUGGGGCAAUCCAGAUAUGCUGCCAAGGGCUCAUACUUGUUUCAAUCGUAUGGAUUUACCACCUUAUCAUACUUUUCAAGAAUUACGAGAAAAAUUGACCACUGCAAUUGAGAAUUCGGAUAUUUUCUGUGGUGUUGAUUAG
Molecule: messenger RNA, 1863 nt
Organism: Dracunculus medinensis (Guinea worm)
Lineage: Eukaryota; Metazoa; Nematoda; Chromadorea; Rhabditida; Dracunculidae
Source: the annotation of a GenBank genome assembly